UCAACUCGUCGUGCGAUCAACCCAUCGGUUAUCCCAUAUAUGUCUCCCCUCUGACCACUUCCUUCGCAGAAACCAAUGACAACAUGAAUCGAGUCAUCGGUUAUCCUAUAACUCUUGGAAUGUUUAAAAGGGCUUUACUCAGGUGUUGGAAUCGAAUGAGAACCCGUUGUGGCGAAGGCUGUUCCAGCGGUGGCACUGGUCUUAACGCAGACUUCGCUGAACUCUCCUCAUCGACCACUUCGUGUCGUAGAGUCGAGUCGAUUGCACUCGAAAGAGUCCGGACUUCCAAUUAUAGCGAGUCUUCGAGUGAAUACGAUUCGAGUCGUUCGCGUGAAAUGAUUUACCGGCGGUCGCGGACACAACCGCAUCCCAUGUCAUACCAUCACUUCAAGUAUUCCGACAGUAAGUCCAGUGCCAGACAGGCGGCCACUCUCGUCAACUUAACGGCGUUGAGAUCCGUUCCGCCAUCCAAU
Messenger RNA from Oppiella nova, 473 nucleotides. NCBI's taxonomy places the organism in Eukaryota, Metazoa, Arthropoda, Arachnida, Sarcoptiformes, Oppiidae. The record is from the annotation of a GenBank genome assembly.